Penicillium brevicompactum is the source of this 1629-nucleotide messenger RNA. Its product is annotated as cyclin family protein. Gene Ontology annotation, molecular function: cyclin-dependent protein serine/threonine kinase regulator activity. Lineage: Eukaryota; Fungi; Ascomycota; Eurotiomycetes; Eurotiales; Aspergillaceae. The transcript has 4 exons. Gene Ontology annotation, cellular component: centrosome; cytoplasm; nucleus. The record is from RefSeq and is a predicted model, not a curated record. The coding region runs from base 1 to 1629 and encodes 542 amino acids. Gene Ontology annotation, biological process: mitotic cell cycle phase transition; regulation of cyclin-dependent protein serine/threonine kinase activity.
AUGGACGCCAAGCCGCAGCGAUUUCGCGCCGUUGGGGACGAGAAUUUGCCCCCGGUGUCUCUGCAGAAUCACAAAGGUCUCCAUCAACGCAAUAAGUCUAGCCCCGCUCUAGGCAUGAUGGCGCAGAACAAUGUUCCUCGACGUGCCUUCGGUGAAGUCAAGAAUCCAAAGGAGAUGAACCGCAUGUCGCGCGAUGACUCUGCUGUUGGUGGCAAACCGGUCAUUGUGACUGAAAGCAAGACUGGGUUGGCUCAGCCCGCCCAUCGCCCACUGUCAUCGUCAAACGCCAGAACCAUCGUCGACAAAGUCGCCAACGCCAAACCCAUGAACCCCGCCGGAAAAGCCCAGAAGGCUACGAAGCGAAGCAACGCUGUCUUCAAAGAGCAACUGCAAACUGUCCCCGAGACAGACUCAUCCAAGGAAACACAAAUGAAUAUCGAGGGAAAGACUGGCCUCAAGGAGGCGGAGAAGGGAUCCAAGCCGACAACGAUCGCCGUGAUUCCUCCCAAAGAAGCUGCAGCCGCUACUCACUUGGAGUCCGAUGCAACCAUCUCUGAGCCUGAAGAAGUCAAGGAGCAGCCACGCGUGAAGGAGCCUGUGCUAGCGGUAUCAGAGCCCGAGGAGUGGGAUGAGGACGAAACCGAGUAUCCAGUUGCUCCUACCGAUGCGACUACCACUACCGACCUCUUCCCGCGCAUGAGCUCUAUCACGCAAGGUCAAAUGUUUCAGGCCAAGAGAAUUGUUGAGAGUGAUCAGACCGAAGAAGAUCGCGAGGAGGAUCUUCUGGACACGACCAUGGUCGCCGAAUACAACGACGAGAUCUUCCUCCACCUCAGACAGAAGGAGAUUGAGAUGCUCCCAAUCACCGACUACAUGGAUAACCAGGCGGAGAUUCAAUGGUCCAUGCGCUCGGUCUUGAUGGACUGGCUUGUGCAAGUUCACCAGCGCUUCAACUUGCUCCCCGAGACUUUGUUCCUCACUGUCAACUACAUUGACCGUUUCCUAUCUCACAAAAUCGUCUCCCUUGGCAAGCUGCAGCUCGUCGGUGCGACUGCCAUCUUUAUUGCUGCCAAGUUUGAGGAGAUCACUGCCCCAUCUGUACAGGAAAUUGUAUACAUGGUUGAUGGAGGUUACACUGUUGAUGAAAUCUUGAAAGCUGAACGCUUCAUGCUCACCAUCCUCGACUUUGACCUAGGAUGGCCUGGCCCAAUGAGCUUCUUGCGCCGUAUCAGCAAGGCUGAUGAGUACGACCUGGAGACUCGCACUGUUGCCAAGUACUUCCUCGAGCUGGCGAUCAUGGACGAACGCUUUGUUAGCAGUCCUCCCAGCUUCGUCGCAGCAGGCGCCCACUGCCUUGCGCGUUUGCUUCUGAACAAGGGCAACUGGACCCCAGCCCACGCUUUCUACAGCGGGUACCUAUAUGCCCAGCUGGUUCCAGUGGUCAAGACCAUGAUUGACUGCUGCGAGAAUCCUCGCCGCCACCAUGCAGCCAUUUUCGAGAAGUACUCUGAUCGCCGCUUCAAGCGCGCGUCUAUCUUUGUCGAAAAUGAGUUGGCAUCCGACUUUGCUCUGCCCAAGGUCGCUGAUCUCAGUGACCCAGAUCGCUUGGACGGAUAUGCCAACUAUUAA